Messenger RNA from Physeter macrocephalus (sperm whale), 2985 nucleotides. RefSeq names its product leukocyte receptor cluster member 9 (gene LENG9). The record is from RefSeq and is a predicted model, not a curated record. Gene Ontology annotation, molecular function: metal ion binding. NCBI's taxonomy places the organism in Eukaryota, Metazoa, Chordata, Mammalia, Artiodactyla, Physeteridae. Bases 1063 to 2745 code for a protein of 560 amino acids. The transcript has a single exon.
GGUCUGUGCCCCGGGUUUUGUCUGUUCACUUUGCAUGUGGGAAGGGGGUACGGGGAGGGGUGAUGGGGUCCUGGCGCCUUUAAGAGCUAGGUGUGUCACGUGGGGUUCCGGUCCCAGCCGGGUGGGUGGAGGUCUCAGGAUUAGCCUGGUGUAAUGGGAUGCGGCCCCUUUAAGAGGGCCAGGGGCGUGGCUGGGAGGUGCCCCUCCCAGGGGCGGGGUCCCGAUGUGGCCGCUCCCACAGCCUGGUUUUUUCAGCAGUGUGGGCUGCGCGCCGCCGCCGCCGCCUGCCGGACGCGGCCCCGGGCCCUGCCAGACUCGCUCCCUCGGGCCGGCCGACGGCUGUGACCCCGUGAGUUCCGCGUCUCCAGUGGACCCAGCCCAGGCGAGCUGUCUUUUACCCCGGGAGCGGCCGCACAGGAAAAGUGGCCGGGAAGAGGCGUGGUCCCCGUAGAAAAGGGACGCCCCAAAGAUGUGUCGUCCCCAGGGCGACAGUUGUGUCCCAAAUCCGGGCUACGAAGUUCGUUCUGAGCCUACAGGCGUCCUGUUGUCCCGCGGAGGGCGCGGCUCAACGAGGGCCCGGAGGGGCGUGGCAGGACAUGCAAAUCACUAGGCGCGUGCGGGGGUGCGACCCAGGCUCGUCAGGGGCCAGGAGAGCGCGGGGCCGCAUCGUUAAAGCACUGGACUAGGGACGGGGCCAGGUUCUCUAAGGAGGAAGAGUAGCGGGGCCGCACUUGUAAAUCAUUAGGGGGCGGAGCCAAGCUCGCUAAGAGGCCAGAAGAGGCGGGGCCGCACCUGUAAGGUAUUUGGAUUGGGGGCGGGGCCGCAUAUGUAAAUUACGGGGGCCGGCGUCGGGGGCCACAGAUAAAAACCGCUUGGCUCCAAGGGUCAGGUGCCCCGGGGGCACCGCGGAGGGCUGUCACGCGCGCGAGGUGCUUUCCAGGUGGGGAAAGGCCUGAGCCUCGCCCGUGACGUCACAGCGGCGCCUGGCGCCCGUGCCGGCAGGACUGACCCAGGUGCGGAACGGCUUGAGCGGGGCGAGCGCGCCAGCCGCGCCGCACUCCCAUGGCGGCGGCCGGAGAGCCGGAGCCGCCCGUGGAGGCCCCCGUCGCGGAGCCCGCGCCGCCGCCGGCCUGCCCCUUCUUCCUGGAGGGCCGCUGCCGCUUCGGUGCCCGCUGCCGCCAGCCCCACCCCGGGGCGCCGGCGCCGCCGCCGCCGCAGCCUAGAGGCGAGCCCGAAGCCGAGGCCAAAGCCAAGAAGCCGCCGCUGCGCACGGCUGCGGCCGUCAUCCAGCGCAUCCGCUGGGACCCGCGCCUCGACCCGGCCGACUUCUCCGUGGGCUACGUCGACCGCUUCCUGGGCGUGCGCGAGGAGCCCUUCCUUUCCUUCUGCUGGGACGAGCCUCUGCCGGCGCUCGGGCCGGGCGUCCUGGCCGUGCCGCAGCACCGGCUGCGCUACUUCCGCUUCCGCGGUCGUCUGGUGUGGGACCGCGCCUCGCGUACGGACCUCGUCUUCGGCUCGGGCUUGGCUGCGGGCCGCGGGUCCACCAUCCUGGACGCGCUCGACAGCGGGGACGCGCACCAGACCGGGCCUGCGAGCGACGGCGAGUACGUGCACGGAGCCGGAGGUGAGAGCGACGGCGUGGACGCGCACGGGACCGGGGGCGCGCACGACGGCGGAGACAGGGGCGGGGACGUGGAUGGGACCGGGACCGGGCACGAGAGUGACGGCGAGGACGCGUACGGGGCCGAAGGUUCGCUCGGCGGUGGGGACACGGCCGGGGCCGGAGGUGCACUGGACGGCGUAGCCGCGACCCGCCUUGGCACCGGUGCGGGAGGGCGCGUACAGCCAGCUUGGACGGGACUCCGGGCCGCCUUGGCCUCGGAUGGCGGAGGCCCCGAAGCUGGGCGCCUGGCGUUGGCGGGGACAUUAUCGAGGGUCCAGGAGCCGGAGUUGGGCGGCCCUGGGGGCCAAGGUUCCCCGUGGAUGCAGCCAAGAAGGGCGCUGAAGCCAGCCGCCGCCGCUGCCGGAGACCUGGAGCCCCCGGGUGGGGAGCUGCCGGCUGUGGUAGCCCCGGGAAGGCCCUCGGAAGGCCUCUCUGAGACGGAAGUGGAGUGGGGUCCCGGGGUGUGGCCUGUGGACGGUGGAACAGCCGGGGCCGUGGGCCCUCGCCAGCCCCGCCCCACGCACUUCGUGGCCCUCAUGGUGACAGAGGCUGAGCUGCAGGCCGGGGUGGCCAAGGUCCAAGAAGAACUGGUACGAAAUGCACCAGCUUGCGCGGCGUUCACAGUGCCUGCUCAGGCCCUGCACCUGACAGUGGCGCUGCUGAGGCUGGCGGGCCCCGGGGAGGUGGCGGCUGCGGUCGACGCACUCAGGGGCGUGCUCUCGGACCCCGGGCUUCAGGUCCCUCCGAGGCUGAGGUUUAGGCGCCUGGUGUUCCUGGGCUCUCGUGUGCUCUGUGCCCCCCCCCACCCCCCUUUGGAGAACAUGGCCCAAGUGCUCAGCCAGAGGCUGGAGGCCGAGGGGCUGAGCGUGCUGCAGCCCUGCAGGGGGCUACACCCCCACCUCACCCUGGCCAAGGUGCCCCAGGGUUCCCAAGUGGGCCUCCCCAAGCCUGGGUUCAGCCCAAGGCAGGAGCUGGGGAGCCAGCCUCUGGGGAAGCUCCGGUUGUGCCGCGUGGGGAGGUCAGGGGGCACCUACCAGGCCGUGGCUGAGAUCCCCCUGCUAUCUCAGCCCCCAAAGAAAUAAAGGCCAGGACCCGGGGAACCGAGCCCGGGGCCGAAGGACAAGGCGCGCCCGCGUGUUCUCUCUCUCUUUAAUUUCGGUUUCUCUCAAGCUUCCAAACGGUGCUCAGGGCUCCAAGGAAAGAAUGAAGGAAGGAAAGGGGAGGGGGGGGGGGGAGGGGGGCAGAGGAGGAACAUCUGGAAAAAAAGCAGCCCGACAGUCCAGCUGUUUGCAAACUCAUUGCACAUCCUCCAGUUACAUGGC